ACCAACUGCAUCUUAUAUUUACAAUGAAUUAUCAAGAUGGUAUAAUAUAGUAAAUCGUAGUGUUGCAAAAGACAAAAAUGAAUUAACAAUAUUAAACGUAUUCCAGUCUGCAGAUGAGAUUAUUCCAACAUUAUCAGCUAAAUUAUCAAAUUAUUCUAAAGAUAAACUUACAAGUAAAUUGCUUAGCUUCAAAGAUCUUUCUAAGCCAAUUAAUUCUCUACCUGCAGAAUUACUAAAAAUUCAUGGCGAACAUUAUGCUCUAAAAAAUGUGACUUUUCAAUUUCUGAUGACGAGUAGUCAAAAAUUUUCUAAUCGUUUAACACUAAUUCAACUGGGGUUACUAGAUAUUGUAAAUUAUGUUCAA
Dentiscutata heterogama is the source of this 364-nucleotide messenger RNA. The record is from the annotation of a GenBank genome assembly. Lineage: Eukaryota; Fungi; Glomeromycota; Glomeromycetes; Diversisporales; Gigasporaceae.